Molecule: messenger RNA, 150 nt
Organism: Heterobasidion irregulare TC 32-1
Lineage: Eukaryota; Fungi; Basidiomycota; Agaricomycetes; Russulales; Bondarzewiaceae
Exons: 2
Coding region: 1-150 (49 amino acids)
Source: RefSeq, a predicted model, not a curated record
AUGAUACUCAAGCACAGGUCGACACUCAAAUACGCGGAUGCGGUUACGACGAUGGAGAGACAGCAGCAGCAAGAACACGCGGGCGAAUCAUGGGUCAUUAUGGAGAUCGCUGGAUCGAUGUUGGAGAACGGCACGAUCGAAGCCAAAUGA